AUGCUGUCGUGGGGAGCGGCGGGCGGGCGGGCGCUGCGCUGGGCCAGCGGGCGGGCACCGGCCCGCGCGUUCCGCGCCUCUCCGCGGGCGCGAACCGCCAUGCCCAGCUGGGUCAUAGACCGGUACGGCAGCAACGAGGUGCUGCGCUUCACCAGGGACAUGAUGUUCCCCAUCAUACACUUCCCGAACGAGGUCAUCAUUAAGGUUCACGCUGCGAGCCUGAACCCCAUCGACCUCAGCAUGAGAAGUGGUUAUGGUGCAACCGCGUUAAAUAUGAAGCGGGAUCCCCUGAAACUCAAAACCGGCGUUAAUGAAUUUCCUAUGACACUUGGUCGAGAUGUCUCUGGUGUUGUUAUGGAAUGUGGUCUGGGUGUGUCUUAUUUCAAACCUGGAGAUGAGGUGUGGGCAGCAAUUCCCCCGUGGAAACAAGGCACUCUGUCAGAGUUCGUGGUAGCUAGUGGAAAUGAGGUCUCUUUUAAGCCGAAGUGUCUCAGUCACACAGAAGCUGCUGCCUUACCAUAUGUUGGUCUCACUGCGUGGUCUGCACUUAACCAAGUGGGAGGACUGAACCAAAGCAAUUGUAGUGGGAAAAGAAUAUUAAUAUUAGGAGCUUCAGGAGGAGUUGGUACAUUUGCUGUACAGCUAAUGAAGGCCUGGAAUGCUCACGUGACAGCAGUUUGCUCUCAUGAUGCCAGCACACUGGUGAAAAAGCUUGGAGCAGAUGAUGUGAUUGAUUAUAAAUCUGGGAAUCUGGAAGAGCAGCUUAAAACAUUACCCUUGUUUGAUUUUAUCCUAGAUAAUGUUGGUGGAUCCACUGAAAAGUGGGCACUAGAUCUCUUGAAGAAAUGGUCAGGAGCAACGUAUGUUACCUUAGUGACACCUUUCCUGAUCAAUAUGGACAAACUUGGAGUGGCUGAUGGAAUGUUGCAAACAGGAGUAACUGUUGGUUCCAAAACUCUAAAGCAUCUCCUUAAAGGCGUCCAUUAUCGAUGGGCAUUUUUCAUGCCAAGUGGCCCAAGUUUGGAUGAAAUAGCAGAACUGGUUGAUUCUGGAAAGAUUCAACCAGUUAUUGAUGAAGUCUUCUCAUUUUCUGAAGUUCCAAAGGCCUUUCUGAAAUUGGAAGGAGGACAUGCACGUGGAAAAACAGUGAUCAAUGUAGUUAGUAGACAAUAAAGUAUAUCUAAUCAUUA
Oenanthe melanoleuca is the source of this 1190-nucleotide messenger RNA. RefSeq names its product reticulon 4 interacting protein 1 (gene RTN4IP1). Lineage: Eukaryota; Metazoa; Chordata; Aves; Passeriformes; Muscicapidae. The record is from RefSeq and is a predicted model, not a curated record. Gene Ontology annotation, cellular component: mitochondrion. Gene Ontology annotation, molecular function: zinc ion binding; oxidoreductase activity. The coding region runs from base 1 to 1173 and encodes 390 amino acids. The transcript has 9 exons.